Messenger RNA from Pecten maximus, 4877 nucleotides. RefSeq lists its product as uncharacterized. Bases 144 to 848 code for a protein of 234 amino acids. The record is from RefSeq and is a predicted model, not a curated record. Gene Ontology annotation, biological process: cytoplasmic microtubule organization. Gene Ontology annotation, molecular function: microtubule plus-end binding. The transcript is spliced from 6 exons. Lineage: Eukaryota; Metazoa; Mollusca; Bivalvia; Pectinida; Pectinidae. Gene Ontology annotation, cellular component: nucleus; microtubule plus-end; cytoplasm.
GGAAUAUAAUCUUUAAACAAUAUGGCGUCGGAGGUACUGGAAUUGUAAAUUACAGAGGCAUACCGUCGUCUCCUAAGUGAUGAUUAAAACUUUCUGAAAAACAACUCCUUUGUACGACAUCCAAGACAGCAUCAAUCUUCACCAUGGUGCUACAUCACAAUAUCAACCUCGGUCAGCGAGUGGAGGUCAAGAUAGGCUACUCUGUGUUUAGGGGAAUGGUCAAGUACAAAGGGACAGUAGUCAGCAGGAAGGGAGAGUGGGUCGGAGUUAGUCUGGAUGUUCCAGCUGGAGACAAUGAUGGUAUGGUGCUGGGGCGAAGAUAUUUCACCUGUAACAAGGACCAAGGCGUGUUUGUGAGGGCCAACUGUGUUCGUUUUAUCCCUGUGGUACGGAGAUUAUUUAACAAAUACCACAAAGUACGAGAGAACUCCUACGUUGAAGAGCCUCUCUUUGGUCCAUCUCCAGUCGCUUGUCAAGAACCUCCGAGAAUUUCAAAUCGUUAUCAAGACCAGUUACAAGGCCGCCAUUCUUUUGAUGACCUGAUGACCGGUCCAAAAAGCUACUCUCUGCGUCACUCGGUCAGUAGUAAAAUUCCAGCUGCCACCAUGCGACGCCCGAAAACUGCCAUGUCACAGUUCUCCUACAGAUCUUCACCAAUCCAUCGUGAAUACAUACCUGAGGGCGAAUUCAUAUCCUCACCCACCAUUCCAAAGACUCACAUGCCUCAAUCGGCUCUCCGUAACCAGGUACGGCGGGGUUGGGACGGUACUCACUACGUACGCGAGAUGUCUGUUGGAACUGGUAGGGACUCCAUGAAACUGUCCCAGUGGAAUGAUAUAUCGUACUGAUUAGAGAAGGCCGGUAUGUAGGUCUGAUAGAUAGUGAAGAAAGGAAAAACGAUCGCACAAAUCCUAUAUAUUUAUUUAUUGGAUAUGUUAAUAAUUUAUCUUUUACUGGUAUUGUUUUCCCUUUGGAAAUGAUUCCAAAUCUAAGGUAAAUUUUUACAAGGAGUGCCUUGUAAACCUCUGUAACAUUAACGAGAUAUUGAAUCAUCUAGAAUUAUUUUCUUGACACUAUGAAAAAUGCUUUUUACAAAAAUUAAUUUGUUGACAUUAUGAAAUAUAUAGAUUAUAAAGGACCUUGUACUGGUAUAAGUUAUAUUGAAGGCUUAAUAACGUAGAAUACUUUUUAUGUAGAUUAAGUUACAUUGUAUUAUAUAUAGCUUUUUUGUAUAGAUACACAAGAAAUACUAUAUGCUUAUCAUAUUGGUAAGCUAGAUAUAUACAUGUUACAUACAAACAAAUGUAUGUUUACUUAUUGGAGAACAAAAUCGUCAGAUGUACAAAAGUGAGUAGAGUAUGUUUAACAUCUUAUGUAUUGUGAAAACACCUGUUAGGGAUAGAUUUUAUAUCCCAGAAUGGAUGCUCGUUAAAAUCAACAGCAAAUGAUAACUUUAUUGUCAAUGCUUUGCUUUAAAUAUAUUUGACUCUGAUGUCAUUUCCUGCCAGGUAAUUAACAUGGCCAUAUGUGAUGGUUGUUCAGGUUAUAUCAUGAUGUAUUGAGAACUGCUGUUUGAAGAUGCUUGGCAAUAUAGAAACUAUAAAAAUGGUCAUAUUUUGCUUAAAUAUCUCUGAAUAAUUAACAAGACAACAUGCAUAGUGUACUUUAUGUAAUAUAUCAAUAAGAGAGAGGAAAUGAUUUAAAAUCUAAUUUAUUAGUGGCCUGUUGUAUUUCUCAAUGAUUGUAGGGUGGUCUGGUGGCUGGGUAGAUAGCAAACUUACCUCUCACCAUGGUGACAAGGACUUGAUUCCCCAAAUAAAUGUAAAUAGGUUUUGGGUCACCUGCUGGACCACCUGGGUUUUUGUCUGGAUACCCCCAUUUCCUUCCACAGUAAGAAUCUUUACACACUUCCAUCCGGGUCAACAAAAGUGAUUCAUGCAAGUUUAUAUGACUUGUUCCUCAAUUGCUUUAAACUAAAUCAAGUUUGUUGGUAAACAUAAUUAUCAAAAUUAAGAUCAUCUACCAUUUGUAUAAGGUGAUAACUGAUACCGGAGACACAAGGCAUUAUUUAACCAGAAAAUAUCCACCUAAAUUAUUUUGUGAUUUUUGAAUUAUUUCAAGUUCCUUACAAAUAGAUUGCUCAAUUCUGUAAUCAUUAAUGAAAAUACACUUAUUUUCUAUUUGAAGAACUUAACAUAGAUAAAAUGAUUUUAAUACACAGUGAUGUAUAUAUUUCUUAUUAUUUAUUAAAGUUAAUAUACAUGCCUAACAAAGAAAAAUCUUUCAUAGAAUGUAUCUUAUUUCAUUUAUUUCUAAUGCAGUUGAUUUUCAUAUGAUAUUUAUUUAUUUUUUAUUUAAAUUCAUAUUCAACAAUUAUUCUACACAUAGUCAUUACUAGAAAGUUUCAAAUAUAAUUGAUUUUAAUAUAUGAUACCAUUUACUAUAAAAGAGUGGUCAAUUUCUAACUAAUGAGCUUGGAGUAUCCCACGUUGAUAUAUACAGGAAUGUUUUGUGAUAAUUGCUUUAAAUAAUUUAUUACAGAGAUUGAUUUUCGUAAAAACAAUAUGAAGAAUCUUUUUAGAUGCUCUAUUGAUUAGAGAUUUAUUUUUUGCUGCCAUAAUUUUGGUGAGUACCUGGGAAGAAUUUCACUCCAGCAAAUCAGAAGAGUCGAAAUGCACAAAUUAAAAUCCAAUAUUUCCUCUUCUGAAAUUUAUUUGUCUUCAAUAAUUUAGAAACCUUGAUUCCAAAUACAGAAGACUGUGUAAUGUGUGUUAUGUGAAAUUCUGUGUCAUGAUUUAGAACUUUUGUUUGUAACAUUUUCAUGACUGUAUUGCGAACAAAACUUUUAAAUACUUUUAAAGUAAUAAUAAGGUUAAGAGUGUUUGUGGACCAAGGUCAAGGUCGGUAUAUAACAGGUUAUUGACCUUUAUAAUGUGGACGAGAUUUAAUUUAGCUUUGUAUAUUUACAUAUUGGUGAGAUGUGUUCGGUGAUGGGUGACAAACGAUUGUUUUGAUCCUCUUAAAUAUCUAUGCAUUAAUAAAUUCUGUAUUUGAUUUAUUUUAACUUAAGUCUGUGCCACCUGUCUUGUCUGUUGUAAUACUGGGCAAGUCUAACACAGGUCAAUUAAAAACAGAUAUUUGAAACUAAUCAAAACCUGCUGAACUUUUAAUCUAAAUUUUCCUAAAUUCAAUGAUUUCUCUUUCAUAUUGUAACAGUAUGUAAAUGAGGGUUAAAACAGAAGAAAUGUUUGAUUGACACCAUUAGUUUACACAAGAUCAACUCUAAUAUGAUUCACUAUAUACAUUGUAUAGUUAUUCAAGAAAUAGAUUUCUCAGCUGCAUUUUACUCCUCUAUCUACAUAUUAUCUUAUAUACAAUGUAUUAUGUACUUUAUAUUUAGUAUACAGUCAUCAUAUCUAAGGUAGAAAAGAAUUCUGUUUUUCUGACCAUAGAAAUCAGGGGAUCACCAGACUAAAGUGAUGAUACACGUAUAAGAAAGCUGAUUGGUCAAUAAAGCUGUUUUCACUAGUCUGUAACUUUAGCUGAUUGGUCGAUACAGCUGUUUUCACCAGACCGUUACUUGAUUGGUUCAGGAGUUGGAAAGCUGAUUGGUCAGUACAGCCAUUACUCCUAAAGCUAUGUGGUCGGUCGGUACAGCCAUUUUUACCAGGUCCUAACUUAGUCGGUUUAAGAGUCAUGGUGUUUUAUAUUAAGUUAUGAAAUGUGUGGCUUCCUUCUAUAGUAUAGAAGUUUAGUCUUUUUUUAGAUACCAUUAUAUUUAUCACAAAGUGACAAAUAUAGUUUCACUUAUUCUAAUGCCAUAGUUAAUAGAUUGUAAACAAACGGAAACUAAGCCAAUGUCUCAUAUAUACCUGUUUGUAUAAUGCAGUUAAAUAAUUCAUAAGUAGACAGUUGACCUCAGAUACCAAAGUUUUUCUAUUUUAACCUGUUUUUACCCCAGUAAAUGUAGUGUCGGUCAUGUUACAGUUGAUCUUAUUGAAAGUCUUUGACUUGUUUAUCACAGAAUUAAAAAGUGAUUUACAUUAGUAUGUGAUACAAAUCGGAUGUCAUCAGAUUAAGUAAUAAAUUCAUUAACACCUACUGUAGUAUUUAAACAGACACUGUCUUGUGAAGAAUGGUGGACUUCUGUACAGUAUGGUGUAAAUAUUGUUUUCAAUGGUUUCAUGGUUUUAAAUUUAAAGCAAUAAGAUUCAUAUUAUAUUAAAAUUAUGAAAUGAACCAUGUUUUUUUCAUCAAAAUCUGAUUAAAUUCAUCUAUUCAUGUUGUUUUUCACAACAUGUAUAAAUGAAGUAAAGAAUGGAUGAUUUUAAUCAAAUUGAUUGUUCUACCAAUUUUACUUUCAAGGCGUCUAUUAUUCACGAGUCUAUACUAUCCUUAAAGUAAAAGAGAAAAAAUAAUCAGCUUGAAAAUACACGUUUUCCUAUAGCCCUGUAAUGAUGCGUAUAUUGUCAAAGUUAAUUUUUACGCGAAUCUUUCUCCUGUUGACUUGAUAUAUAAACUGUUAUAUUUAUUACUUUUACACUUUCAUACACAAAUUGUAUCUGUGAUACUCUUGUUUAUCUGCUUAUAUAUAACUGUGUUUUAUCUGCUUGUAGUUAACUGUUGUUAAAUUACUUGUAGUUAACCGUUUUUUUUAUCUACUUGUAGUUUACUUGUAGGUAACUGCUGUUAAUUUACUUGUAAUUUACUGUUGUUUAUCUACUUGUAAUUUACUGUUGUUUAUCUACUUGUAGUUAACUGUUGUUUAUCUACUUGUAGUUAACUGUUGUUUAUCUACUUGUAGUUUACUGUUGUUUAUCUACUUGUAAUUUACUGUUGUUUAUCUACUUGUAAUUUACUGUUGUUUAUCUACUUGU